Messenger RNA from Haliotis rufescens (red abalone), 3772 nucleotides. RefSeq names its product stress-70 protein, mitochondrial-like. Gene Ontology annotation, biological process: cellular response to unfolded protein; protein refolding. Gene Ontology annotation, cellular component: mitochondrion; cytoplasm. Bases 78 to 2174 code for a protein of 698 amino acids. NCBI's taxonomy places the organism in Eukaryota, Metazoa, Mollusca, Gastropoda, Lepetellida, Haliotidae. The record is from RefSeq and is a predicted model, not a curated record. The transcript is spliced from 17 exons. Gene Ontology annotation, molecular function: ATP-dependent protein folding chaperone; ATP binding; heat shock protein binding.
ACUUUUAGCGCAGGCGCAGUUAGUAUUCUUUUACAUCACACACGUGCUGCUAGAAGGGCACAGGCAAUACCUCUAAAAUGACAGGUUUAAAAAUGAUUUCGACUGCACGGAUGUCAGCAAGAUACCUGAAAAACUCACCUUUCCUUUUGCAACACAGAAAUGCCUCUGAUUUCUCGCGAAACACAUCCCUUCACAACAUCAUAGGCAAGCAAUGUUGGACACAGAGGAGAUACAGGUCGGACAAGGUGCGUGGCCAUGUUAUCGGUAUAGAUCUGGGCACCACCAACUCCUGUGUGGCUGUCAUGGAAGGCAAGGCAGCCAAGGUGCUGGAGAACUCAGAAGGUGCCCGGACAACACCCUCGGUUGUGGCUUUCACCAAGGAUGGGGAGAGAUUGGUUGGAAUGCCAGCUAAACGUCAGGCUGUAACCAAUGCUGAGAAUACUCUGUCUGCAACAAAACGUUUGAUUGGUCGGCGGUUUGAAGACAAAGAAGUACAGAAAGAUAUGCAAACUGUCUCCUACAAGAUCACUAAGGCAUCUAAUGGGGAUGCAUGGCUGGAGGCCCAGGGCAAGGUGUACUCCCCAAGCCAGGUUGGAGCCUUUGUGCUGAUAAAGAUGAAGGAGACGUCUGAGAACUACCUAGGAACAAAUGUGAAGAAUGCUGUUGUCACAGUGCCUGCAUACUUCAAUGAUUCCCAGCGACAGGCGACGAAGGAUGCUGGUCAGAUAGCAGGACUGAAUGUGCUGCGUGUCAUCAAUGAACCUACUGCUGCUGCCCUGGCCUACGGCAUGGACAAGUCUGCUGACAAAGUUAUUGCUGUGUAUGAUCUGGGUGGCGGUACGUUUGAUAUCUCCAUCCUGGAGAUCCAGAAGGGGGUAUUCGAGGUCAAGUCCACCAAUGGCGACACUUUUCUGGGUGGAGAGGAUUUCGACAAUCAUCUUGUCUCUUUCCUAGCCAAGGAAUUCAAGAAAGAUCAAGGCCUAGACAUCACCAAGGACACGAUGGCAAUGCAGAGGCUGAGAGAAGCGGCAGAAAAGGCCAAGAUCGAGCUGUCGUCCUCCUUGCAGACGGACAUCAACCUCCCAUACCUUACGAUGGACUCCAGUGGCCCUAAGCACAUGAACCUGAAGUUGAGCAGGUCAAAGUUUGAGACCAUAGUAGAUGGGCUCAUCAAGAGAACAGUGGGGCCCUGUCAGAAAGCACUGCAGGAUGCUGAAGUGAAGAAGUCGGAUAUCGGCGAGGUCAUUCUCGUCGGUGGCAUGACCAGAAUGCCUAAAGUUCAAGAAACUGUCCAGGAGCUGUUUGGGCGGACUCCCAGCAAGUCUGUCAACCCUGAUGAAGCUGUAGCUAUUGGAGCAGCCAUCCAGGGUGGAGUGUUGGCUGGUGAUGUGACAGACGUGUUGCUGUUGGACGUCACUCCCCUCUCCCUCGGUAUCGAGACUCUGGGAGGAGUGUUCACCAAGCUCAUCAACAGAAAUACAACCAUUCCCACAAAGAAGAGUCAGGUGUUUUCGACAGCUGCUGACGGCCAAACCCAGGUAGAGAUCAAGGUGCACCAAGGGGAGCGGGAGAUGGCUGCCAACAACAAACUCCUGGGCCAGUUCUCUCUGGUUGGUAUUCCACCAGCUCCUCGUGGGGUGCCACAGGUCGAGGUGACUUUUGACAUUGAUGCAAACGGCAUUGUAAAUGUUUCUGCUCGGGACAAGGGUACUGGUAAAGAACAGCAGAUUGUGAUCCAGUCAUCAGGAGGUCUGUCGAAGGAGGACAUUGAGAACAUGGUGCGCAAUGCAGAGAAGUAUGCCGAGGAGGACAAGAAGAGGAAGGAUGUUGUGGAGGCAGUGAACAGUGCAGACAGCAUCAUCCAUGAUACAGAGACAAAGAUGGAUGAAUACAAGGACCAACUGCCAGCUGAUGAGUGCAACCAGCUGAAGGAGAAGAUCACCAAGGUGAGGGAGGUGCUGGCCAACAAGGACAACGAGACAGCCGACAGCAUCCGCGAGGUCACUUCUGACCUCCAACAAGCAUCACUCAAACUCUUCGAGAUGGCUUACAAGAAGAUGGCGUCGGAGAGGGAAUCCUCCUCCUCUUCCUCUUCCCCUGAGGAACCCAGUGAUUCAACAUCAUCAUCAUCAUCAUCAUCCGAGGAGAAGGAAGAGAAGAAGGAUAAGAACUAAGUGUUUCUGAUAGAAGUUGUGACGGACAGACAUUGAACAGUGGCUUCUUCUGCCAGCACAUGACACAGACACUUGUGAGAAACACGGAUGUGAACAUUAUUGUGUGUGGGUUAGAUGUUCAUUGUGAAUACCGAGUAGUAGUCAGCUCAUCAAGCAGAAUACGUGCAGUUCAUGCAUACAGUCUUGUACAGGUCAUCAACAGGUAGAACAGUCAUCGGAUAUCAUCUUUAUAGAAAAUUUCUUCAUAAAACAGAUCAAAAUAUUUGUUGAUGAUUAAGAUCAUUUUGGAAAGCAAGAUGUAUUUGAUGUGAGCACAACCUAUGUAAUUUCCUGAGAUCGUGAUACAUUGUCAGAGCUGAUGGAGUUGUGUAGUAUUCGGGGGGGGGGGGGGGUGGGGAGAGAAGAGACCAACCUAAACUUUUGCAUUUUCUGUACAUAGUAGCUAUACACAGAAGCAUUUAGUCUAUGAGAUUUGAGUGUGUGGCCAUUUUCAGUGGAAGGAUGUAAACUGUAGAUAUGUGUGUGAUUCAUAGUCCUGUGGGACUCAAAAUGAAACAUUGGUUACCUCCCUUUUGUAAUCCAUUGUCUCUCUAUAUCAUAAUAUAUAUACAUGUGCAGAAGUGUGUACUGUUCCUCUUUCAUCCAUAUGUACCAUUAUGUUACAUACUAGAAGUGAGGCUUGUUCUAUCUGUACCAUAGUUAGGGCUGUAACGACGCUAUUCAUUGUUUCAAUGCAUAUCUCUGGUAUAAGUGGUAUUGGAAAUUAAAUAGGAAAGUCAAGGGAUCUUUGUCACCAUCCUAAUGUUAGAAGGCAAACAUGUAGGGGGGGCAUUAGAUUCUAAGAAUACAGGAUCAAACCUCUGGAGCCAUGGGACCCCUCUUGAUUAAUCCAUUUUUACUGGAAAAGAUUAGUAGCACAACUAAAAUAAGUAUGGUAGAAUUAAGUUGAUUAAUAACACAGGCUUGAGAUCUCUUGUACAUUUAAGGAGAAAAUAAUUUAUUUUCCUACCUGUCAACCUUUUUAUAUCUAUAUAUGAUGUACUGUUGUCUAUAUAUGAUGACUCAAUAACUGUCCAUACUGUAGUCAUUAUAGCAUAGAGUAUCGUUACACCCCUAAUAGUUGGUCCAAAUCUAAUGAUCAACUAUUUCAAAUCCAAUGAUUAAAGUUGAAUCUCAAGAGGACAGUAUUAGCAUGUAAAUUUGAUUGUGUCAUUGUUCUGUGUGAAAGUACAAAUUUUGUGUUCAUGCAUGAGUUUGUUUCACUUUGAAGUAAGAGAACAAACUGCUGUCUGAGAUAUGAUAUUUAAAACCCAAAACGUGCUGUCACAGAAGGCUGUGUUGUCUGAUUCAUCUUCAGUUUCUUUAAUAAGCAUGUUAAAGAUAUUUAGGGGUGUCUCCAGAGUAACUUCUGAUAAUUAUGGUAAUAGUGUAUGUUGUUCAGAUACUAUUGGAAUAUUUUAUGAUCUACAAAUCAUUUGAAUUGCAAACAUGCUAUCAUAUUGCCAAAUGUCAUUUGAAAAGAGUUUUUGCAUUGUAUAUUUAUGAAACUAGUAUUGUAAUUAUUUCGGAGUAAAUAGAAAUGCUAUAAAGUAAAAGAA